AUGUCCACUGAUAUCCUACUAAUACCUGGUCCCAUUGUUAUCAGCAAGCGAGUUCAAGACGCGUUGGGAACUCCCUCCGUUGCACACACAUGCCCGGAGUUUGUUGCGAAGUUUUCUGACACGCUCAAGAACACGCGCCGACUGUUCAAGGCUGGGGACAGCGCCCAGCCCGUUGUCCUAGCUGGAUCAGGCACGCUGGGCUGGGAUAUCACCGCAUCCAACUUAAUUUGCCCGGAAGAGAAGGCGCUAGUACUGUCGACUGGGUUUUUCUCAGACUCUUUUGCGGACUGUUUGACAGCAUACGGCGCCGAGGUGCGCAAGCUGAACGCCCCUCUGGGCGACGUUGUUCCUUUGGAUGAAGUCCGCAGUGCCCUCAAAAAGGACGCGUACAAACUGAUAACAAUCACUCACGUGGACACAUCAACAGCAGUGCUAAGCGAUGUCAAAUCUAUUUGUGAAGUAGUCAAGGAGAUUUCACCCGAGACGCUGAUUGUUGUGGAUGCCGUGUGCUCGGCUGGAUGCGAAACGCUUGAUUUCGACGCCUGGGGAAUUGAUUACGCAUUGACAGCGUCUCAAAAAGCUUUAGGUGCCCCUCCAGGACUCAGCAUCUCAAUGUUGAGCCAGCGUGCUACUCGCGUAGCUCUUCAAAAAGAAGAGCAGCACACGUUCUUCACUAGCCUGAAGAAAUGGAUCCCAAUCAUGCAAAACUACGAAAAGCGCCAGGCGUCCUAUUUCGCAACACCUGCAGUCCAGCUAGUCAACGCUCUGAAAGAGUCGACCGGUGAGAUUCUGGAGUACGGUUUGGACAAACGCAUUGAAAAGCAUCGCGAAGUUAGCGAGUGGUUCAAAAGCCACCUGACUGGCGCGAUGGGUCUGAAGCUUGUCAGCGCGAACGACGCGGUUUCCGCGCAUGGGCUGACGGCAGUGUACGUGAAGGACCCCCCAGCAGCGAUUUCCGCGCUCAAGGCGAGGGGAAUUGUCAUUGCAGGCGGCAUCCACAAGGAUAUCAAGGGCGAAUACAUUCGUAUAGGUCACAUGGGCGAGUCUGCCUGCAAUGAUUCGCUCAAGCAUUUGCAGAAGUGCAUAGAUGCUUUGAAGCAAGCGGCGCUCUAA
Messenger RNA from Lachancea thermotolerans CBS 6340, 1113 nucleotides. RefSeq names its product alanine--glyoxylate transaminase (gene AGX1). NCBI's taxonomy places the organism in Eukaryota, Fungi, Ascomycota, Saccharomycetes, Saccharomycetales, Saccharomycetaceae. The record is from RefSeq and is a predicted model, not a curated record. Gene Ontology annotation, cellular component: peroxisome. Gene Ontology annotation, molecular function: L-serine:pyruvate transaminase activity; L-alanine:glyoxylate transaminase activity. The transcript has a single exon. The coding region runs from base 1 to 1113 and encodes 370 amino acids.